UAUACAUGAUAUAUAUUCAAAGUACUGUACGUGUAUCCAUCAAUAACAUCUGUAUCUAUAUAUUUCUAGGGCUUUUUUCACAAAAUCCCCAAUCUUAAUUAUCUCAACCCUAGCAACCAUGGCCGUCGAGCCUCUCGAACGUCGUGAGGACUCCAAAGAGAAGCCGCCCCCCGACGAGCGUCCCGCAUCGCCGUCGCCUCCGCCGCCGCCGAUGCGACGCCGCGACCGAGAUUCAAGAGAGAGGAGAGACAACGCGGAGACCGUGGAUCGAGCGGUGAGGAGAGAGUAUAAUGACCGGAGUGGUAAUUUGGGGCGAGAGAGGGAGUAUAAUAAGCGGCGAGCGAGUCCUGGGAGUCCGCCGCCGAGUGUGUAUCGGGACCGGAGGAAUUACUCGCCGCCGCCGAGGAGGUCGCCGCCGGGGCAGGGGUAUAAGAGGAUGAGGAGAGAUGAGGGGUAUGAUGGCCGGAGAGGGAGUCCGCCUGGGCGAGGUGGUUACGGAGGGGGCGAUAGAAGAUUUGGAUAUAAUCAGCAUCUAAACGGGAAUGAUCGGGAAAUGGGUGGUAGGUCUGGUUAUCCUGAUGAAAGGCCUCAUGGCCGGCAUGGUGGACGUUCAUCUGGUGGAUAUGAAAGUGGUCCAUCUGGCUGGGGUUCAGGCCGGGGUGGUUAUACAGGUGCUGCCAAUACAGGUAGAAGUCAAAGAGAAGGAUUAAUGUCAUAUAAGCAGUUCAUCCAGGAACUUGAAGAUGAUAUAUUACCCGCUGAAGCUGAGCGCAGAUAUCAAGAGUACAAGUCUGAAUAUAUAACAACACAGAAGCGUGCUUAUUUCAAUGCCCAUAAACAUGAAGAAUGGUUGAAAGACAAAUACCACCCUACCAAUUUGCUUGCUGUCAUAGACAGGAGGAACGAGCAUGCACGAAAGAUUGCCAAAGAUUUUUUGCUGGAGCUGCAAAGUGGAACUGUUGAUAUAGGUCCCGGUAUCGAUGCUUCUGCAAGCAAAGCAGGACAAACAGCUGAUACCAAUUCUGAAAAUGAAGUAGAUGUAGGUGGCAAAAUGAAACGACAUGAAAGGGGUUUGACUAAAGAAACAGAUUUUCCUAAAGCUCAUCCUGUUAGUUCAGAACCUAGACGAGUAAUAAUUGAUAUUGAACAAGCACAGGCACUUGUGAGAAAACUUGAUCUGGAAAAAGGAGUUGAGGAUAACAUCUUAUGUAGGACUGACAAUGAAAGGACAAGCAGAGACAAGUCUCAUGGUAGUUCUUCUGGCCCAGUUAUUAUCAUACGAGGUUCAUCCUCAGUCAAAGGCCUCGAGGGAAUUGAAUUACUGGAUACUCUUGUUACUUACCUGUGGCGUAUUCAUGGAGUAGAUUACUAUGGCCUGAUUGAAACUAGUGAACCGAAAGGUCUCCGUCAUGUGAGAGCUGAUGGGAAAAAUUCUGAUGCAAUUGGCAAUGGGGACGAGUGGGAAAAGAAAUUAGAUUCAUUCUGGAAAGAGAGAUUGAAUGGCCAGGAUCCCUUGGAAGUAAUGACUGCAAAGGAAAAGAUUGAUACUGCUGCUGGUGAAUCGCUGGAUCCAUAUGUUCGUAAAAUUAGGGAUGAGAAGUAUGGGUGGAAGUAUGGCUGUGGGGCGAAGGGAUGCACAAAACUUUUUCAUGCAGCCGAGUUUGUACAUAAGCACCUGAAGCUGAAACACCCGGAACUCCUGUUGGAAGUAACUUCAAAAGUGCGGGAAGAUCUGUUUUUUCAGAACUACAUGGGUGAUGAAAAUGCGCCUGGUGGGAUACCUGUUAUGCAACCAACUGUACUGAAGGAGAAACCUCAGAAGAGGAGGCUUGGCCCAGAGAGUUACAUGAAAGAUGAGCGGGGCCGAAGAGAACGAGACAAUCGUACUAACGGCAGUGAAAGAUAUGAUAGAGGUGAUAAUCCACAUUCAGUGGAUUUCCAGGCGAACAAUGAUGCUCAAGCUGGGAGCAAUCUUGAUGAAUCAAUGUUUGAUGGUUUUAAUGGACAAGGGAUGCCUGUUUCUUCUUUCCCUUCGGAUAUGGCCCCUCCUCCAGUUUUGAUGCCUGUGCCUGGUGCUGGUCCUUUAGGGCCAUUUGUUCCUGCUCCUCCAGAAAUUGCAAUGCAAAUGAUGAGGGAGCAGGGUGGGCCUUCCCCUUUUGAAGGCGGCGGUAGAAAUGGGAGGCCUGGUUCCCACCUAGGUGGACCAGCUCCAAUAAUUGCUCUACCUCCACAAUUCCGGCAGGACCCAAGGCGCUUACGAAGUUAUGAUGACCUCGAUGCACCAGAAGAUGAAGUCACUGUGAUAGACUACCGGAGUUUGUAACUAUGCCGUUGGGCUUUGAAAUUUCAUUAUUAUAAAAUGGAUGGGAAAGACAAUAUUGAUUUGAGACACUGCUCUUUGCACAAUAAUGGAAGUCCAGAAAAUUAUAGUGUGCUUAGAAGCCGGCUAGGUUUCAUGCAGAAGAUAUGUUUCUUCCUUUAUUUGUGCGGUACUACUUCCGUUCCUGGCGUUUUUAAGCACCAAAACCUAACUGUGGUGGUUAGAAAUUCCAUAGAGAUUUUUACCGACUUAACUUGAGAGGAAAUGCUAUGUGAAAAUGAGUUAGAAAUUAUUGAGAUCACUGAGUUCAGUGGUAUAGAUAAUCUGGUCAUUAGCUUUUCCGAGUUUUGCUUAUUUAGUUUGGAUCAUGUAGUUCUAGACCAAUUAUAUUAGAGAGCCUGGUGUACAAUGUAUUGACUGUAUUAAGACAGUUCUGCUGGCUCUUGGGGAACAAGUUUCACUUUUGGUCGUGUAUUAUGAUGUUUUAAUGGUUUAGUAGAUUUAUGAAGUUUGGACUGCCAAGAGAAGGUUUAUCGGGCUUAUGUAGGUUGAAAUGUAUCCCGUUGUAAAUAUGGAUUUAUUGUGUAGUGGAUCCUUUAUCCUUUA
Daucus carota subsp. sativus is the source of this 2926-nucleotide messenger RNA. Its product is annotated as serrate RNA effector molecule. NCBI's taxonomy places the organism in Eukaryota, Viridiplantae, Streptophyta, Magnoliopsida, Apiales, Apiaceae. The transcript has 12 exons. Gene Ontology annotation, biological process: mRNA processing; primary miRNA processing. The record is from RefSeq and is a predicted model, not a curated record. Gene Ontology annotation, cellular component: nuclear body. Bases 119 to 2323 code for a protein of 734 amino acids.